AUGCUACCCGCCAGGCAGGGCUCCCAUUUAAUCCAGCCCCUUACUCUGGGGGAUUACCGUAGUGGAACUGAGUGUGAGCAGGGCAAGGGCAAGCAACGCUGGGUGUUUCUCGCUCUGACCCCGCCUCCGCCUGACCCACAUCACCACAGGUGCCCUUGGUUGACUCAGGCGAUCUCACCCGCUGUGCCCCUGUACAAUGGCAUCAUCUUCCUCUUCGUUUUGGCCAACUUCAGCAUGGCCACCUUCAUGGACCCUGGCGUCAUUCCCAGAGCGGACGAAGACGAGGACAAGGACGAUGACUUCCGGGCACCGCUCUACAAGAACGUGGAGAUCAAGGGCAUCCAGGUUCGGAUGAAGUGGUGCACCACCUGUCACUUUUACAGGCCCCCGCGCUGCUCCCAUUGCAGUGUGUGUGACAACUGUGUGGAGGAUUUCGACCACCACUGCCCCUGGGUGAACAACUGCAUCGGGAGGCGGAACUACCGCUUCUUCUUCCUGUUCCUGCUGUCACUCAGUGCACACAUGGUCGGGGUCUUCUCCUUCGGCCUGCUGUUUGUGCUGCACCACUUAGAGCGGUUGGGGGCGCUGCACACCACCAUCACACUGGUGGUGAUGUGUGUUGCUGGCCUCUUUUUCAUCCCAGUCAUUGGCCUCACUGGCUUCCACAUGGUCCUGGUUGCCAGGGGUCGAACGACCAAUGAGCAGGUGACUGGGAAGUUCCGUGGCGGAGUGAAUCCUUUCACGCGAGGUUGCUGUGGCAACGUGAAGUAUGUCCUGUGCAGUCCCUUGGCUCCAAGAUACAUGGUGGACCCCAGGAAGAAGCCGAACAUCUCCAUCCAGCCCCCAUUCCUGCGCCCAGACCUCUCUGACAGACAUGUCUCCAUCAAGAUCAGUGACAACGGGAUCCACGGCAACAUCCUCCGUACCAAAUCCAAAGGGAGUCUGGAUGUGCUGGAUGACAAACCGCUGGAAGUUGGCCCCCCGCUACCCCCAAAGGCCGAGAAAUACAACGAGCUUAAGAGCCAGCUGACGUCCAGUGAAGAGAGCUCCCUGUCCACCAAGCCUCUGAAUCCCUCCACCCCUGCCAUGUACAAAUACCGGCCCUCUUUUGGCACCAUACCCAAGGUGCACUACCAGGGUGCUGAGGUGAAGAUCGUGAUGCCGGAUGACCAUAAGGGAGGGGCCAUCCCAGAGGAGGGCAGCCGGGGUCACGACUACCGCUCGGAGCCCAACCUGGACCUGCCGGACUACAGGAACGCUCCCCUUCACCGGACCUUCCAGUCGUCUCCACUGCAGCUGGAUUCCUUUACCAUCAACUCCCGCUCCCUCAGCCUGAAGCAGGCCCACCGGCGAGGGGACAAGGCCCAGCUCCAGGCGGUUAAGUCAGAGGGCGUCACCUCCACGCCCUACAAGACUGUCUUCUCGCCCGGCACUCUGUCCAGCCGCAACGGCAGCCUCUCCUACGACAGCCUGCUGAACCCCAGCGUCUCACCCUCAGCCGGCGAGUGCCCGGCGCACCCCGGCAUGCCUUCGGUGGGGUACCACUCGCCCUACCUGCCCACGAAAAUGUGCCACGUGCGGGGGCCCGAACUGCAGCGCCCGCCCCCGCCCGCCUAUAGCCCCAUUCUCGGAGGGGGCGGCAGCCAGGCUGCCAGCAGGCACUCCCCACACCCCCGGGACCCCUCCCCGGUGCGCUACGACAACCUCUCCAAGACCAUCAUGGCCUCCAUCCAGGAGCGCAAGGAGAUGGAGGAGAGGGAAAAGAUGCUGCACCUGCAGGGUGCCUUCGCGUCGGACUCUGGCGUGUACGACUCCCCUGGCGGCUACGCCCUGCAGCCGAGCGCCUGCUACCCGGACAGCCCGCGGGGGCCCGGGUCCCGCGGGCCCACGCCCCCUGUGUAUGGCUCCCGGGACAACCUGGCGGGCGGCGUGGCGGUGGGCUACGUCGGGGGGAGGACGCCCGUCCUGCGCUCGUCUACUGCCUCAUUGGCGCGUGCCCCCAGGACUUCCACCACUUCCUUGCACGCCGAUGUGGCCAACAAUAACGCGCAGGGUAGGCCCGGGGAGCCGCCCUAUCGAUCCCCCGCCCACCAGCCUCACCACUCCCCUUCUGCCGUGCCCCGCUCCCCCUCCUACACCCUCCAGAAACCCCUCUCCUUCAUCAGGGCCCUGGAGCGGACAGACUCGCCACCUCUGGGAGGCCCAAGAGAGGGGGCACAAGGAAAACUUGCUCUCGGUAAAAUAAACGGGCAGCCCAAAGGCCAAGGGCGGGCUGACUGCCACCUUGGAUCCACCCCUGGCGCCCAGGGCACCCCCCUCAGCCCCAACCGUCACACUAAUGUCAAAAAGGUGUCCGGAGUAGGCGGGACCACCUACGAGAUCUCAGUGUGAGGGCGGGCCAAUUCACCCAUCGAAGGCAGUACUGUCACGGCAACCACCACCACCGUGCUAAAGAGAAAGGGUCUCUUUUUUUUUAUUUUUCUGUUUUUUUUUUUUUUUUUUUUUAAUAUCGACCAAUCAGGGGCCCGCAGCCUUACUCAUCAGGUGUCCUCCACUCUGUGUAUCCCGUUGGCCCGUCCACGUUUGGUUGUCCUGGAGAGCUGGGCUUCAGUGCGUCUGUCUGCAGCAGAAGAUGAAAUAAAAACGGAAGAGGACUCAUUCAUUCAUUGUACAUUAUGUGUCAUUUAUUUCCCUGGACAGCCUUGUGUGUGUGACUCAUCGGCAGUGAGGGAUAGCCAGGUUGAGCUGCAGCACUUGUCAGUCAUUUUCUGCUCUUUUAUACCUGUGGUGCAAAAAGGCAUGUUGUUUGGUGCAGGAGCUUGAUGGAAGUUGUUGUUAAAUGUACUCAGGCUUUGAGCAACAUGUAAACAGUGACUACGAAUAUACACAAAUGACCUCCCAUGCCAGCUGUUCUGGGGGGAGGUAGAGAGCCAAUGUUAUCGGCUACUUGGUUCUGACUGCCGGCAAUUGGGUCGUAACGCAUUGCUGAUAACGGGAGUUCUGUUGGGUCAGAUGACCUUUUGCUGAUGCUUACGUCGGCGCGGUAAUUACUGUGCAAUUCCAGGCUUCUCAUGCCUCCGUGUGAUGGCAUAAGUGCAGUUCCUGGGAAGUGCCCGUUCUUGCCAUUUUCAUUUGAUUGUUAUGCUUAUGUUUGUAAUAUUAUUUGAAUCCAGUAUUUUUGUUUGCUGGCCAGACCGGCUGCAGUUGUCACAGUCAUUGCAGUUGUCAUAGCCAUUAAAAAAAAAUUUGUCUUCACGUCAGAAGCAGAUUUAGUUCCUGUGUUUAGGCCUGCAGGUCUGAAAUGAAGAAAAAAGCAAGGGAGUCGGUGAGGGUUUGUUUUGGCUGCCAUACUGUCACAUCUUGUCUGUUGCAGCACACCACAGGUGGAUAAAGACUUGGUGAGGAAAUCUGGCAACACUUUUAACUUCACCAGACUGUAGCUUUGGGCUGAUACACCUGUCAUGGUGUCUCCAGUGUGUAGCAUUUGUAGACACUGUAAGACCCCGAUUACAGUAUUUGGUGUGAAUCACAAAGGGUGAGAUCAAGGCCGAGUCAAGUUAACACCAAGAGUUUAUGGACUACAUAUGAAUUGGAUCUGGACUUCAUCCCCCAUGAGCACCUCUGUACUGUGUUGUGCCUUUUUCACCAGUUGAACUCAUUCCUGUGCUGAUGGAGCAAUGAUAUCUUGUUUCUUAGGAUUCAGAAAAGAUCCUGUAAGGAAACCAUACAAUCAAAUCAAAUCAGCCUCACUUUCUGUGUAAAGCUCAUGUGGACAAUGAAUGUUUUGCCAGGGUAUACAUUUUAUCAUAUGUCUGUUGGUAAGCAAACGUGAAAGCAGUUAUGUGGUGUAAAACUGUGACUAUUUGCGAAAGAUUUGUUCUAUAGGUAGUCAAUAAACUCAGUCCACUUUCCAGAUAGCUGUCCUUUAAAUAUCUCUUUUGAUGUGUCUGUAAUGGUUUGUGCAACUGAAGCACUAAUCUCUAAGGAAUGUUUCCACAGGAAGUACUGUCCUUGUGUCAGUCUUUUCCGUGUGAUUGAUACCGGGAGCCCUGGUAGCCCAGGAGUUGUGGGAGCAUAGUUCUGUACAUUCCAAUACAGGAAGGUGUUCAGUGUUUCCCUUGUUCUGUGAUCUUGGGCUUUGCAUUUGUAGUCAUGUGUCAUCCAUCCCAUUUCACGUGACGUAUUUCAAUCGUUUCAGGAAAAUUAAGGUCACCUCGAGGUGAGGUGCGCUGCACUGUAAUCAUGUGUUGAGCUUUGUGUUGGGUCACUAAAAUGUCAGUAUGUGUGGGUGCUCCUGACAAAAAUCUGUGGUAUGCUGCAAUGGUACCAGCAGGAUGUGUCCAGUUCUGCCAAACACCGUCUGAAUAAAAACAUUUUCCUGAUUUCAUUGCAGUGGGUGUCACACAGUCAAAACGUUUCUCUCCAGAUGUCGCUGUAUGAAAAUCUCCAUUGGUAC
Molecule: messenger RNA, 4456 nt
Organism: Megalops cyprinoides (Indo-Pacific tarpon)
Lineage: Eukaryota; Metazoa; Chordata; Actinopteri; Elopiformes; Megalopidae
Gene: zdhhc8b
Product: zinc finger DHHC-type palmitoyltransferase 8b
Exons: 11
Coding region: 1-2391 (796 amino acids)
Biological process (GO): protein palmitoylation
Molecular function (GO): palmitoyltransferase activity
Source: RefSeq, a predicted model, not a curated record